Molecule: messenger RNA, 6560 nt
Organism: Linum trigynum
Lineage: Eukaryota; Viridiplantae; Streptophyta; Magnoliopsida; Malpighiales; Linaceae
Source: the annotation of a GenBank genome assembly
GGCAUUCUGCCAAAUUCCUCCAAACCUAUCGCUGCUUUCUUUGUGUUUACAAACCCUAGCAGCUCUCAGAUUUACUUUCUUCUCAUGGUAUCAGAGCCUGGUUAAGGCAUCUGCAUACCUCUUCUUCCUUCUUUGAUCUUACCCUUUUUCCUUCUUACACUUCGCAUUCCGCCAUGGCUGAAGGAGAGGCUUCGGAUUCUGCUGAGAAGGAGGUUCCACCUCCUCCUCGUUACGAAGACCCCUAUUCCAACCCGUUCUACUUGGCACAAAGCGACAACUCCUUUCUACCAGUCAUCGGCUUCAAGUUGACUGAUGAUAAUUACCUUCUUUGGAGUGAGUCCAUGGAAGUUGCUCUGCGCACGAAGAACAAGCUGGGUUUUGUUCUCGGAACCAUUCAGGUACCUCCUUUGACAGAUCCGUCUUAUGGAACUUGGGAUCGUGUGAAUGGUACUGUUGUUUGCUGGAUUAGGAACUCUGUGUCUGAAGAUAUUGUUCCUAGUCUUCGAAAUAUUGGAAUUGCAUCAGAAGCUUGGACUUAUCUGAAAUCUAAGUUCAGCCAAGGAGAUUCCAUAAGAAUAGCUAAUUUGCAAGAGAAAAUUGACCUGGCUAAACAAGGAAAUCAAACUGUUCGACAGUAUUUCACCAAUUUAAAGUUGGCUUGGGAUGAAUUGAAAACCUAUCAACCUAUACCCUAUUGUGAUUGUGCUGCUGGUACUUAUGCUACUGUUAUGAGGUAUGAAGAAAGGGGAAGAGUGAUUCGUUUCUUGUUGGGUCUGAAUGAGAAAUACCAGCAAGUGAAAACUCAGAUGCUUAUGCUAGAUCCUCUCCCAGAUCUGGAUAGCAUCUAUCGUUCUGUUGUUCAGCUUGAAAGGCAACUUGAUGGUGCUAGUGCCAAUACUGGUAAAUCUGAAGAAGCCAUAGCACUAGCCACCGCUCUUGCAGCCUCCAGGACUCAAUACAAUCAACCAAAGGACAAAGGUCAAGCUGACCAUCAACCAGGAGGACUGUUUUGCAGAUAUUGCAAAAAGGAAGGCCAUGUCAAGGAGGACUGCUGGAAGCUUAAGAGAAAGAAUGGUCUACUUGGAAACAACCCAGGCAGAGGUAACAAUGCAGGCCGAGGGUUUGCUGGUUCUGUUGAUGUGAAUACACCAGAGGGCAAUCCUUCAGGAGGAGCUGGUAGCUACUCUCCUACCAGUCCCGUCAGUCAACAGGAACCACGUUCUCCAACCUUUGCUGGAUUUACAGUAGAUGAACUUACAAGACUCAAAGCUUUGCUUCAACCUGCUUCUAGUUCUCAUGGAUCCUCUCAGGCCAACGCUGUGAUCACUAGAUCACAACCUAUGUCAGGUAUACUAUCCCUAUCAACUUUGACACAUAGAAACAGUGAGUGUGUGUGGGUGUUAGACACAGGAGCAAGUGACCACAUCAUUUGCUCCAUUUCUUUGUUCCUGAGAUGUAAGAAGGUGCAUGAUGUCUCAGUUACCCUUCCAAAUAGUCAACAAGCAUCUGUCACACACUUAGGGGUAGUUAAACUGCCUUGUGGCAUAUUCCUCACCAAUGUCCUCUUAGUGCCCUCUUUUUCCUAUAAUCUGAUUUCAAUUAGUCAGCUUACCAAAAACAGCCCUGUCUCAUUGUUGUUUCAAUCCACUUUGUGCUCCAUUCAGGACCUUAUCUCUCGACAGAGGAUUGGUUUAAUCCCAGUAAGUAGAGGACUUUACCUUCUUGGAGAUUCCAGUGGCCCAGGAGAGACUUGCAACCCACAGAUUUUUGGAGUGAGCACCAGUUCAGAGAGUUCCAGUUUAUGGCACAAACGGCUAGGCCAUCUUUCUUUAGAUAGAUUGAGAAAAAUUAAACAAACUUGUACUGAAGUUGAGUUACCAAACAGUUUGGAUUGUGAAUUUUGCCACUUGUCUAGGCAAAAACGUUUACCAUUUCCCAGAAGCACUUCUUAUUCCAAAGAACCCUUUGAUCUAAUACAUUGUGAUAUUUGGGGGCCAGUUAAUGUUGUUUCUCAUGAUGGUUUCCAGUAUUUUCUUACUGUUGUUGAUGACCAUAGUCGCUGCACUUGGUUGUAUUUGAUGAGUCACAAGUCUGAAGUUAAGAGUUUACUUCAGUCUUUCUUUGCAAUGGUUGAGACUCAGUUUAGUAGGAGGAUAAAAGUACUGCGUUCAGAUCAAGGACAGGAGUUUAAGAUGGUUUCCUUUUAUCAGCAGAAGGGUUGCAUUCAUGAAAUGAGUUGUAUUCAUACUGCUCAGCAGAAUGGUAGGGUAGAAAGGAAGCACCAGCACAUUCUCAAUGUGGCUAGGGCUUUGAAAUUUCAGUCAGGCUUACCAGUCAGUUUCUGGAGUCAUUUUGUGAUGCAUGCCAUCUACCUUAUUAACAGAACUCCCACUCCUGUCCUGCACAACAAGUCACCUUUUGAGAUUUUGUUUAGUAUACCUCCUGAUUACAGCAAUCUUAGAGUGUUUGGCUGUCUUGCUUUUGCCACAAACACUGAGAGUCACAAACCAAAGUUUGCACCUCGAGCUGUCAAAGCAGUUUUUCUGGGAUACACUUUUGGUGUCAAGGGUUUUAAGUUGUAUGAUCUGGCCACUCAUUCAGUGUUUACCAGCAGGGAUGUUGAGUUCAAUGAAUCUGAAUUUCCUUUCUUGCCUUCUUCUGACAAUACAACUACACCUGCAGCCACUUCUUCCCCAAUAGAUCAUCUUCCUCCCUUCUUUUUUGAUGAUGAUCUCCCUCUUCCUCAGGAUCACAAUGUCCAUGAGACCUCUGAUCCUGAUUAUUUACACUCACCAUCACCUUCUCCUGUCCCCUCACCUCCUGCCUCCCCUAUACACACACCUCCUCCAGCACCCCCUCUUCCUUCUUCCCCUCCUACUCUCCCCAUUGCUCUUCGCAAAGCCCCUAGAGUAACCAGACCUCCCAAACACCUUGAUUCUUUCCACACUUCUUUUCUCACUGAAGCUAGUUCAUCUUCCUUUGAUGACAAACUCUUGUAUCCUCUUUCUCACAAUCUCUCUUACUCUCAUUUGUCUCCCUCCCACAGACAUUAUACUCUCUCCAUCUCUAUGUCCACAGAUCCUCAAACUUAUGCUCAAGCAGCUUUACAUCCCUGCUGGAAUCAAGCUAUGAAGGAGGAGGUUACUGCCUUGGAGGCUAAUGAAACUUGGGACAUUGUAGACAGACCACCUAAUGUUGUUCCUAUUGGGUGUAAAUGGGUCUAUAAGACUAAAUUCCUACCUGAUGGUGCCAUUGAACGUUUUAAAGCCAAGGUUGUUGCAAAGGGGUACACCCAAACUUAUGGAAUUGAUUUUGUUGAUACAUUCUCUCCGGUUGCCAAAAUCAAUUAUGUCAAGCUUCUUUUAGCUAUUGCAGCAGCCAAGAAUUGGCAUCUCCAUCAGAUGGAUGUGAGCAAUGCCUUCUUGAAUGGUGACUUAGAGGAGGAGAUUUAUAUGGAGCUUCCCCCUGGUUUGAGAGAGCUAAGUCACCUUCAAGGUAAGGUUUGUAGAUUGAAGAAAUCACUUUAUGGGCUUAAGCAAGCCAGUCGUCAAUGGUACCUUAAGCUUACUGAGUUCUUGACUAAACUUGGUUUCCAGCAAUCAUAUGAAGACUAUUCAGUCUUUAAGACCUCUACAGUUGUGUUAGUCAUCUAUGUUGAUGACAUCAUUGUGGCAGGACCAAAUUUGGAGGACAUUCAGUCUGUUAAGACACAAUUGCAGAAGGGUUUCAAGGUUAAGGACCUGGGGAAUUUAAAGUAUUUCUUAGGUUUGGAAAUUGCUAGAACUCAGGCUGGGAUUUCUUUAUGUCAACGAAAGUUUUGCUUAGAAAUGCUUGAGAAUGCAGACUUCUUGGAGUGUAAGCCAGCUAAAACUCCAAUCAGCAUGAAGGCUACAUUAUCUGCAGAAGAUGGAACAUUGCUUGAUGAUGGUUCAAAUUACAGACAUCUCUUGGGGCAAUUGCAGUAUUUAACAUCCACUAGACCUGACAUUUGCUUUCCAGUACAGCAGCUGAGUCAGUUUCAAGAUCGACCAACUACUGUGCACCUCAAAGCCUUACAUAGAAUCUUGAGAUACUUGAAGGGUUGUCCAGCACAGGGUCUAUGGUUUUCUUCUUCAUCCAGUUUACAACUAAGUGGCUACUGUGAUUCGGAUUGGGCAACUUGUCCAGAUUCGAGGAAGUCAAUUACUGGGUAUUGCACUUUCCUGGGGAGUUCUCUGAUCACGUGGAAAAGCAAGAAACAGAGCACGGUUUCACGCUCAUCCUCUAAAGCAGAGUACAGAGCAAUGGCGCAGCUAGCUUGUCAGGUACAGUGGUUAAAAGCUUUUCUGAAUUUCUUUGGAAUUCCACAUUCAACCCCAGUGAAAGUGUAUUGUGAUAACCAGUCAGCCAUUCAUAUUGCGGAAAAUCCCGUUUAUCAUGAGCGAACCAAGCACAUAAAGGUUGAUUGUCAUGUUGUCAGGGAAAGGUUGAAAUCAGGACUCCUAAAUCUAUUCCAUUUGAAUACCGAAAAUCAGUUGGCUGACCUAUUUACUAACACUAUGUUUGGCAACAAGGGGGGUGCAAGUUCGAGGGGGGUACAAGUUGAGGGGUAAAUUGUUGGGGGGUGCAACUUGGUGGAGGGUGUAAGUGGAGGGGUAAAUUGUUGUUUGGAUGAAAAAGUAGGGGGGUGCAAAUAGAGUAAAAAGUAAGUAAUUAUAUUAUUAUAAAAUAGAUUUAUCAAUUUAUAAAAUAUUAUCACAAACAUGAAAAUUCAAUAUAUAAUAAUAAAAAUAAUUUUAAUAAAAAUAAUUAUUAUAUAAUAAUGCUCAAAUAUAAUUAUUUAUAACAACAAUAAUAAUCAUUGGUCGAGCAACCUCGAAACUUGAAAUCCAACUCGUAACUGGUCAUCCUAAAGGGGUUCUCGUGCCUAACUUUAAAUUGAAUAUGGUCAAACUUAGUCAAACACGUUCGAAUCUGUAAGUUUUAACUACUUAUUAAAGUAAAUCGAGUUAACUAAACUGUUCCUCUCUAUCUUUUCAACAAAUGCUUCUUAUCUCUAAUUUUCAAUGCAAAUUCGGGUCAACUAAGAGAUAUCGAUUUGACGAGGCGAACAUUGACAAACUUGCUCUCUGAGUCAAACGGUCAACCCCAAACAACUUCUACACUAAUAUAGAUAUAAGAAAAAUUAAUAAUAUUAAUUAUUAUGUAAUUAUAGUCUAAUUAAAAAUUCAUAAUUCCCCUCCUCCCCCUUCCCCCUCCCUUCCUUCCUUCCCUUGCACCCCAAUUUGGGGGGUAAGCCGAAACAGUGAAUUUACGCUCACGUUUUGCACCCCCCUACUGUUACAAAAUAACCAAACGGGGGUAAACACCUUGGAACUUGUGUUUACCCCUCCAAACUUGCACCCCCUUCCAUUUACACCCCUUCCCAAACAUAGUGUAAGGGGCUGUCUGGUGAUCGGUUUAAGUUUCUGCUCUCCAAGCUGGGUGUACAUGAUUUGUACUCGCCAGCUUGAGGGGGUGUGUCAAGCAGAGUGUACAAGAGGAAGAACAGAGUCAUUCUACAGAGCUACACUCUGCUUAAGGAAGAAGACGAAGUGCACAGCAUUGGGCCUGAAGUUGUAUCGGGCUUCCUUUCACCCGAUCCAAAAGAGAGUAAGGCCAUAUAUAAAUAAGUGAAGACGACAGCGUUUGGUUCCUCUUCAGCGUCGUCCAAGUAGCCGCUCCAUACUUAGACACUUGUCAGUUUGUAAUUGGUUAGUUUAGUCUGUUAGUUACUAAUAGCUGUUGGAACAGUAAAUUAGGAAAUGUAAUUAACUGACUCUGUAUAUAUUCUGCUCCACUUGGAAUGAGAAGGCAUUCUGCCAAAUUCCUCCAAACCUAUCGCUGCUUUCUUUGUGUUUACAAACCCUAGCAGCUCUCAGAUUUACUUUCUUCUCAUUCGGCUGAGAGUUUGGGAAUACUAGGGUUCCAGUCCCGUUCUCGCUUCUCACUUUGGAACUCGAAGGGUUCCCUCUGACCGAGCGCAGCUUCUGCAGAGGAAAGCCAGGGAAAGCCAUGGCUCCUACAUCGUCAUUGUCCGGCGGCGGGACGGGGACAGUUGGGAUGGAAGGAGGUUAUCGUCAACGGGGAAUGGGGGAAAUAGUGUCGGUAAGCUUUCUAGGAUCGGAAUUUGUCGGUCGCUGAUUAGUAGUUCUAAUUCCAUCAGAUUGUGAUAGAAGGAAAUCUGCUCAAUAUAAUAGUAAAUGAAAAAAAUCAAUAUCAAAAUAGAAAAGGAAUUUUCAUGUAUUUGGAUUAGGAUUUUUUGUUGAAGAAAGAAAUGAAAUGAGGGAUGGAGUUUAAAACUGCGGUCAAAACUCAAAAGGGGAGACGAGGCCUUCUUGCAUAAAUGGGCCUUCAGUAUGUCUUUAAGUUAGAUGGGCCUUUCACCUUGCUCGAUGAUGAGUUGUGAGUGGGGACGGCGGCGAAGUAGAAGCGCCAGAUCUGCCCGAAGCGGCAAUGUCAACUAGCGUGGGUCAGCUAUCAAUGAGCUCCGACGACGGUUUACUUGUUUUGGCGAAGAGGAAGAAAAAGUGGGGAAAUGU